This is a messenger RNA of Colletotrichum truncatum, 1161 nucleotides long. Lineage: Eukaryota; Fungi; Ascomycota; Sordariomycetes; Glomerellales; Glomerellaceae. The record is from RefSeq and is a predicted model, not a curated record.
AUGACGCGCACCGCGGACUUCAGGUACCUCCCAUACCCCAUCCCACCUUGCCCGACAACACUCACAACAAGAACCAGAGCCGUCGUUGUCCCUACCACACUCACGAUAACACCCACGCUAAACAUCAUCACCACUCCUCUCACCUCCUUCUCCAAGACGACAACCCCCACCGGUCUCCUUCCCCUUACCCUCUCCCAUCGCGUCCCAGCCGCCACCACAGUGACAAUCCACGUAACCCCCACCCCUUCUCAUUACUCCCCGACACCAGCAGCGCCGGCCAAACGGCCCGCGGUCUACGGAGACUUGACAGCGGCCUACAUCAUCCUCCUCUUCAUCCCGGUAAUCGUCGUCUUCCUCGCCGCCCUCACAGUCCACCUCGAAUCCCGCCGCAAGGUCCACGACGAAGAGAUCGAGAUGCAGCCCUACCAUAAAUUCUGGUUCCCCUGGCGCGAGCUAGACGAAGGGGAAGAGUCCAACGAGGUGAGUGGUCCCGUCGACCGCAACGGCGUCCCCUUCUCCUUCACGAACCCCCGCAUCCCCCAUUCCACAAUCUGGCCUCCUUCCUCCUGGGACUACGACGACGGCAAGAAAGCGGGCUGCGGCACGCCCGCCUGGGGCCGCAGACACGCCUUUUCCCAAGUGAGACUGUACCCUUCCACCCUCCCGCCGAGACGGCCCAAGCCCGAAGACGCGUCGUCAGGCACGCAGCUGUCGGAGGGCGAGAGGCGCUUCGUGGCGGGGAGGGGCGGCGAGGAGAGAGUCGUCGUGAAGCAGACUGUCGAGACGACUGGCGAAAGCAGUCGCGCCCGCGAGCAAGAUGCUGACGUUGUUGACCAGAUUUACGGACGCACCGGGUCCAGGCGGAACGAAACCCAGUCCGCAGAGGCAUCCUUAUCGCAGCCCGAGGCCUCGAAGGCGGCUCCCGCCUCCGGUGGCGGCGUAAGUAACCCGAACACACUUCCAACGAACGUCGACCCCAGCCCCAGCUGGGACGAGGGCAUCCCUUCGUACUACAACAACGGCCAAUCCCCCAAGGUGAACAUCUACGAACUCAAUUCCUCCUCUGACGACGAAGAAGAAGAGCGUGCAACCACUGCUGCCGCCUCGGGUCCGAGGGCCCGCGGCGCCCGACGAGCCGGCAAGCAGCCCGCCAAGCCUUAG